AUGUUCGGAGCAUUCAAACCAUCUGCCCCACUCUCGGGCGGCUUGCUAUGGAAAAUCCCCUACCGACUCUCAGCACCACAGAAGCUUCGCCAUCGAAGACGGUUACGGCAUGUCGACAACGUAGUCUCAACCCUCGACAACGCAUUGAAGCGGCAGACGCCCUCAAUGGCGCAGGCAUCACAACACUCUACAACAGCUGAGCCCGCCCAGCUACCCAACCAACACCAAUAUCAGAGCGGCGCAUCGGGCAAGGCUACGCCAGAGGAGCUGUCAGCUACGGCGGAAGGGCAGCGGAUGAUCGAGAGAGAGGUGAAUGCAGAUCAAGAGGCGCGGCGGCAUGGGCGGGGACCUAGACAGGGCGAGAUGGUGCCGGAGUUCACAGAGCAUGGAGUGGAAGUGCCCAGCACGCAGCCUUUGAUUGAACAAGCGCGGAUGCAUGGCACGAUCAAGUUGAUAGAGAGGUGGAAGGCGGAGAUGCCGACGGAGCAGGAGAUGUUGCCGCGGGAUAAGUAUACCAUGUUCGACAAGAAGGCGAAGAAGUAUCGGAAGGGGGUGCACAAACUCCCUAAAUGGACUCGAGUGUCCCAACGACUCAACCCACCAGGCUUCUAG
Messenger RNA from Saxophila tyrrhenica, 612 nucleotides. RefSeq lists its product as uncharacterized. The record is from RefSeq and is a predicted model, not a curated record. NCBI's taxonomy places the organism in Eukaryota, Fungi, Ascomycota, Dothideomycetes, Mycosphaerellales, Extremaceae. Gene Ontology annotation, cellular component: mitochondrial large ribosomal subunit. The coding region runs from base 1 to 612 and encodes 203 amino acids. Gene Ontology annotation, molecular function: structural constituent of ribosome. The transcript has 3 exons.